AUGGCCUUCCCGGCACCACACGAGACGGUCCAGCUGCCCCUGCCCGACCCGGAAGCGUACCCCGGAGAACCUCGCGAGUAUGCUCGCGCUUUGAUGCAGCGCAAGGACGAGAUUGAGGGGGAAAUUGAUGCUCUCAAAGAGGUGCUCACAUCACAUGGUGCAUCCACAGACACUUCGCUUGUCGACCCCGAGGGGUACCCUCGCGGUGACAUUGAUGUCUAUGCCAUCCGUCACGCUCGCAGUGCUCUCGCACGGCUCUACAACGAUCGCACAGAAGUGACCCGGAGACUGGCCACCGCUCUGGAAGCGGCGUUUUCAUCCCCCGACGACUCGUCUUCGUUCCAGGCUCCUUCUGCUCAAGCUGCGGCUCAAACACCACCUUCCUCGGCGUCCUCCACUUCGCGCCCUGCGGUCAACGGCCAUCAUGACUCGUCGCUGAACCUCCCCGACACCUGGCCAGACCGUGCAGUUGCACGCGUCAACUCCGUGGCUCCCAGCAGCCCGGCUGCGGCGGCUGGAUUGGAGGCCAGUGACCUCAUCUACUCGUUUUCGGGCAUCACCGCCAGCAAUGCCAAUGCGAUGCAAGCUAUUGGAUCUACCGUGGCUGCCUCCGAGGGUCAGCCUCUGACGUUGCUCGUUACUCGGGCAUCGGAACGCAAGAUGCUCCGCCUCACUCCUCGGAGUGGUUGGGGAGGACGGGGCUUGCUUGGCUGCCAUAUCCUUCCCGUAUAG
Messenger RNA from Apiotrichum porosum, 732 nucleotides. It is a transcript of the gene NAS2, whose product is annotated as putative 26S proteasome regulatory subunit. Gene Ontology annotation, biological process: proteasome regulatory particle assembly. NCBI's taxonomy places the organism in Eukaryota, Fungi, Basidiomycota, Tremellomycetes, Trichosporonales, Trichosporonaceae. The transcript is spliced from 5 exons. The record is from RefSeq and is a predicted model, not a curated record. The coding region runs from base 1 to 732 and encodes 243 amino acids. Gene Ontology annotation, molecular function: protein binding. Gene Ontology annotation, cellular component: cytoplasm; nucleus.